AUGGACUGGUUCCAUUGCAAUCAGUGCUUCCGCCAAGAUGGUGCCAACUUCUGCAUCACCAGCUGUGGACACCUCUUCUGCAGGAAAUGCUUUGCUGCGGAGAUAUGCCCCAUUUGUGGAGUGACCUGCAAAUAUCUGUGUCUCGCCGAUAAUAUGAAACCCCAAGAAAAGAUCUUUUUCAAGAGCCCAGUGGAAAUGGCCCUCAAAUAUCUGGCCCACAUCUCCCAGGUGUGGAGUUUCCAGCGGGCGCAGAGCGAGCGGCUUCUCUCGUUCUACAAGGACAGGGUGUCCCAGGCGGAGGGGUCCCUACAGGAGACGCGCCAGAAACUCUCCACCCGCGACAGGGAGCUGGAGGCUCUGAGGCGGGAGAACGACGAACUGAAGAAAUAUCUGAGCAUCCUCAAGGCCUCGCCCAGCCGAUGCCAGGGCAGCAGGGGCAGUACCCCCCGGCCGGUUGGCAUCACCUCCCCCUCACAGAGCGGUGCCCUGCGGCCCCGCACCCAGCUCUGCAGCCAGGUGGUCAGCCGCUCCUCCUCGCUGGAGUCCAUCCCCUACCGCCUCUCCAGCACCCCCAGCUGGCCGCAGGCUCCGGGACCUGCCCAGACCCCCACUGGCUCCAGCAUCGCCACCCCGUCUCCCGCCUCCACCCAGAGCCUGUCCUACUGGUGA
Gopherus evgoodei (Goodes thornscrub tortoise) is the source of this 669-nucleotide messenger RNA. RefSeq names its product ring finger protein 212B (gene RNF212B). Gene Ontology annotation, cellular component: synaptonemal complex. The transcript is spliced from 11 exons. Lineage: Eukaryota; Metazoa; Chordata; Testudines; Testudinidae. The coding region runs from base 1 to 669 and encodes 222 amino acids. The record is from RefSeq and is a predicted model, not a curated record. Gene Ontology annotation, biological process: homologous chromosome pairing at meiosis; reciprocal meiotic recombination; protein sumoylation. Gene Ontology annotation, molecular function: SUMO transferase activity.